Messenger RNA from Rotaria sp. Silwood1, 627 nucleotides. The record is from the annotation of a GenBank genome assembly. Lineage: Eukaryota; Metazoa; Rotifera; Eurotatoria; Philodinida; Philodinidae.
AUGAGCACAUUAAAACUUGCACAAUGUUCAAUCAUUGUAGCAAGUAUUAUAUGCAUUUUACAGACAAUACCUUACAUUAUUUUUUAUGAUAUUGUUUCUCCAUUUGGUUGUAUUAUAAUCAAUCAAGGUUUAAAAUAUUAUUAUUCUUUUGGUUAUUAUAUUUUUUUAAAUGGAUUUCUACCAAUUUCAACUUCAAGUAUAUUCAGUUUAUUGGCCUAUCGCAAUGUUCGUCGUAUAAUUCGACGACAAAUUCCAAUUCAACGUCGAAAACUUGACCAGCAAUUGACAGCAAUGAUCUUUGUCCGAGUCAUUUUGUUUGUUGCUAUUCUAUUACCAUUCACACUAUAUCGAAUCUAUACAGUCAAAAGCACUGCAUAUCCAGUUGAUAGUCUUCAAUAUGCAAUAGUUCAAUUAAUUACAACAAUCGUUGCCUUAAUAAUGAUGUGCAACUAUGCUUUCAACUUUUAUAUAUUUUUUGCGACAUCAUCACGAUUUCGGCGUCAACUUAAAUACUUAUUUGUGAAAGUUUGGUGGCCAUCGUUAAGAUCAUGGUUUUAUUCAAAUGAAAAUAGGAUUCAUCCUUUGAAUAUAAUUCCAAAUGAAUAUAGUACAGGAUUGAAAUCAUGA